AACAAAGCCUUUGAAAAUUACUCCAAUAGCAAAAUGACCUCUACAGCAUCAAGUGCAUCAUCAGUGAAUGGUAUUAAUCACCAACAAGUACUCUCACUGAAAAUGAAUCAGAUACAGCAACAACAGGGAGGAGAGGCUAAUAUUUCUCAUCAUACUGGAAAGAAGGUAACGAAGGAGGAACGAUCAAUUUUCAAACACUACUCAUUUGAUAUGGAGAGUUGUUUGAGUGCAUCGACGAUGGAGGCCAAUGAUUCAUCCUCAGUUUAUGCUCAACAAACGAUAUUGUCCUUGUUUAAACACUUUCUGGAAAGUGAUAGUGAUGGUAGAUAUAUUCCUCUUCUCUCAUUGUAUUUGCAAAUGAAACAUAAUCCAUCUUAUUAUGAUAACUUGUUAUAUGCUGAGAAGAAGUGGGAGAUUGAAUGCUUUUUGAAACAUGAUGCCUUUCCAAGGUUUAUUAGAACUGAUGCUUUCAAAUUGCACAUUAUCAAUCGAUUGAGGAGUAUUAAGAAGAGUAAUUCUUAUUUGACAUCUCCUAGAAAUACUGAGAGUUCAACAACGUUGAGCAUUCAUUCUGACCAUUUUAAUAAUUUGAUUUUGGGAAGAGCUGCAGCACACUCACCUGCUAAUUCAUAUUCUGCAACUCAAUCGAGUAUAGAUGAUUCGACAUUUAUUGGAAGUACAGAUUCUAAUGCCAUUCUAGACAUUAAACUUUCAGACGAAUCAUCACUAAGUUCAAGACAUACUGAUACGGAAUAUUCAACACUCAAAGAUACUUCGAAAUUGGAUGGAGAACGGGAAGGAAAUUCAUUUGCUAUUACCAAUCACAAUUCAGAUGAAGAUGAUGAGGAAGAAUCAGCUGAUACUAACAGUACAGCUACUUCAACAAGUGGAGUCAGUUUCAAUCAUCACCACCACUUUGAAAAUAGAUCACAUAGAAGAAAAUCCAAGGAUAAUAUCUUCCUCUUAUCGAAUAGAAACGUUUCAGAAUUUCUCAACAUGUUGGCUAUACCAGUAAGGUCUGAAAGAGAAUCAUUAUUCAAAUCUCUUGCUGAAAUGAAAUCAUCACUCUUCCUCUCUGAAGAACACAUGAACUAUAUGAACUCAUUAAUGGCUGAUUCACCGGAUUGGGAUAUUGUAUAUACCAUUCCUUCAAAUAUGGAGGCAAUCAAUUCCAACAAGUGUAUUCCAAACCAUGUACACAAGGAUUACUUGUCAAGAAAUGGAGGGACAUUCACAUUUUCAAUGAUCUCCAAGAAUGUAAAUAGAAAAAUUCAUCAUGAUCUCCCACUAGAUAAGACCUCAAUCUGGAAAUAUCACAGUUAUCUUCCAUUCACUCAUCAUGAAGUAUUCCAAAUGUUGGAAAAGAACCACUUUAUUAUUUCAAAGAAAAAGAAGAGUAAGGACAAUCAACUUGGAACUGAUUUGUUAGACCCUCACUUUAAUGUACAUGGAGGAAAUCGUCAGUUUUAUUGUUACGAUGAAAUUCUAAAUGUUCCAAGUAGUAGUGGUUCUUCAUUAUUCAGCAGAUUCAGUGGUUCUAAUGGAAAGGAGCUCAAUAUGCUUGCUACAAACUUUUAUGAUUCUCAAAGGAGUGAAUAUGUUGUCUGUGUAAAAUCUGAAGGUUACGAUAACUCUAGUAUGGACGUAAUUGAUAACACUUGGGGAUUGAAGAUUAUGAAAAUUACCAAGAUUACUAACACUCUUACUAAGCUUUCAGAAUGUGGUUGUAUGUAUUUUGGUGAUGCCAAUACUAGAGAUUUCUUCCUUUCCAACCUUGUAAAUACCUCUCAAAAGGAUAAGAAAACGUUCAUGUACAAUGCCUUAAUUCUUGGUUGUUUGGAAAUCAAGAUGGAAAUUUCCCAAACCUCCAAUUCUAAACUCUCUCAACAAUCCAUCUCUAAAACAAUUUCACCAAUACGUGCCAAAUGUUUAACAAUGAAUGGACAAAUAAUGAAAAAUAAAGCUGAUUAACAUGUUAUU
This is a messenger RNA of Naegleria gruberi, 1980 nucleotides long. RefSeq lists its product as uncharacterized. Lineage: Eukaryota; Heterolobosea; Eutetramitea; Acrasida; Naegleriidae. The coding region runs from base 34 to 1971 and encodes 645 amino acids. The record is from RefSeq and is a predicted model, not a curated record. The transcript has a single exon.